Sapajus apella (tufted capuchin) is the source of this 3263-nucleotide messenger RNA. RefSeq names its product EF-hand calcium binding domain 3 (gene EFCAB3). Lineage: Eukaryota; Metazoa; Chordata; Mammalia; Primates; Cebidae. The coding region runs from base 25 to 3234 and encodes 1069 amino acids. Gene Ontology annotation, molecular function: calcium ion binding. The transcript has 34 exons. The record is from RefSeq and is a predicted model, not a curated record.
AAAAGGGUAUAUAAAAAUAGGUUGAUGGAUGAAGUGAAGACUUACAGAGGAGGAAAGAUUAAUGUUGAUAAAAUAGAUGAUGCUCUUGAAAACAUGAGAAUCCCACUUGAAGAAGAAGAAAUUGAGGAGCUGUGUGAACACUUGCCAAUUGAUGAUGAGAGAACAGUUAAACUGGAUUUACUUCUGAAUGCAGUAGAUGAAGUUUUAGGGGAAGAAAUUAACUAUGAAGACCUGGAAGAUAUUCUGAGAAACAUGGGGUUAAGCCUCACACUGAAGGAAAACUCGGUGUUGAUGAAAAGUUUAUCACUUGAUGCUGCUGGAAAGUUGUAUAAGCAUAAGUUGCUGGAUGGUUUAAGAUCUCUCCCAGGAGUGAGGCUUAGUGUUGAUAAGCUAAAACCCUUCAUGGAACAAAUGGGCUUUAAACUUGAGGAAGAGGAAUACCAAGAUCUGAAAAACAACCUGCCCAUUGAUGAUGAGGGGAGAGUUAAUGUGAAUGUGGUGAUGGAUGAAGGACAUCUUUUUACAGGUGAGAAGGUUGAUACUGGGAACCUGGAAAAUUUUCUGGAAAAUAUAGGGAUAGAGCUCGCAGAAGAUAAAGGCAUGCAACUGCUGAAUAAUCUUCCAAUUGAUGCCAAAGGAAGGGUAUAUGUGAACAGACUGAUGAAAGAAUUGAGGGGUCUUGAAGGAACAAAGGUGUCUUCAGAUAAGAUGGAAAUGUUCCUGAAAAGCACAGGAAUUGAUCUCAAGGAGAAAGAAAUCCAGUCACUGAAGGACAACCUACCAGUUGAUGAUAAUGGGAAGAUUGAUUUGAACGUGAUGAUGGAUGAAGUUAAAAAUGUUACAGGAGAGAAGAUUCCUGCUGGGGAUGUGAAAAAUACCGUGGAAAACAUGGGAAUAGAGAUCACAAAUAAGGAGCACAAAAAGCUGCUGAAAACUCUGCCAGUUUCUGCUGAUAAAAAAGUGUUUAAGAAGGAAUUAUUGGAUAGUGUGAAAUCCUUCAGAGGAGGUCAGGUUAAUGUCAAUGACUUACAGAGUGUUCUACAAAACACUGGGUUCAGACUCGAAGAAAAAGAAAUCAAGGACCUGAAGACUCACCUGCCAGUGACUGAAAAGGAAAAGUUUGACCUAGAUGUCUUGAUGGAUGCAGCAAAAGCUUUUACAGGAGAAAAGGUUGAAGCUAAUAACUUAAAACAUGUGCUGAGCAACAUGGGGAUCGAGCUAACAGAAAAAGAACACUCAAUGCUGUUAAACACUCUGCCAAUCUGUGAUGGAAAGGUAUAUAAGAAAAAAUUACUGGAUAGUGUGAAGCCUCUCAAAGGAAAAAAAGUCAAUGUCAGUAAUCUGGAAACUCUUCUGAAGAACAUGGAAAUUGAAGUUGGGAAAGAGGAAUAUGAGGACCUACUCGACCAUCUGCCAGCUGACAAAAAUGAAAUGGUUGAUGUGAAUAUGGUAAUGGAUGAAGCAAAAGCUUUUACAGGAGAGAAAGUUAGUGUCAGUAAUCUGGGCAAAGUGCUGAGGAAAAUGGGGCUCGUGCUCACUGAUAAGGACCACAAGAAACUGCUGAAAACUCUGCCAAUUCGCACUAGUGGAAAGGUAUAUAAGAAUAGAUUGCUCAAAGGUGUGAAGGCCCUCAACGGGCCAAAGGUCAAAAUAAAAAAAAUGGAGACAUUUUUGGAAAACAUGGGAAUUAAAAUCAAGGAAGAGGAACUUGAGGAACUCAUGACCCAACUACCAACUGAGGGUGAGACAACAGUUGAUAUGAAAGACUUAAUGGAUGCUGUCAGUUACAUCAAGGGAAAUGGAAAGGUUAAUGUUAAUUCAAUAAUGGAGGGUCUGAAGAAGCUCAAACCAAAAGGAAUGGCGACUCUACCUAAGUUGAAAACUGCAAACGACAUUAAAGACCGAGUCACUGGCGACAUGGCAGUUUCAGAAAUUAAAUCAAAACUUAAGCUGAAUCCUUUAACAAAAGUACCCAUCUCCCACAGUAAAAGGGAUAAAGGCUUGCCAGGAUCUCCUCAAUGCCAAUUAAAACACACAGAAAAGAAGUUAAAUGCUUCACAAAUGGCAGCUUUCCAAGAUGCCUACAACUUCUUCAACAAGGACAAAACUGGCUGUAUUGAUUUCCAUGGACUGAUGUGCACUGUAGCUAAGCUGGGAAUGAGUCUAACCAAGCAUGAUGUCUAUAAUGAAUUGAAAUGUGCUGAUAUUGAUCGAGAUGGGAAGGUGAACUUCUCAGACUUUAUCAAGGUGCUAACAGAUAAGAAUCGCUUCCUCAAGGCAGUGGUUCCAGAAAAGGAGAACUGUUUGGAUUUAGCUGGCAACCCAGGGAUCCUAUUGUUUGAAAUCCUGUCAAAGCUUGUAGAGACUUCAGCCCUGCCCAGAAAGUCUAUAAUAGAAAUAGUAAGCUAUUUCCAAAGAAAAUUCCAGCAUACUGGUCCAGGAAUGUUGUGGAGUCCCUACACUAUGGGCUAUGGAAAAAGGACACUUAAGCCAGACAUAUGCACACCUCCAAGCUCAAGCAUGGCUGCCUUUGCUAAUGCUGCCCGGAUUGCAAUAAUGAAAGAAAAGGAUUUAUUUAAAUUUCUUGAAGAGCUCAAGAGAUGCAAUUCCCAUUCAGAUAGCCCAUAUUCAAAAAUACCCAUCUUUCCAUUGUUCCCUAAUGUGGAUGGGGUGGUAAUGGGAAAGCCAUUCAAAGACAUGCAGAAAUUAGAGAUGCUAAGAAGAAAGGAGCCUUUGAAUUUCUUUGAGGAUUACUUUUUCCAUAAAAGAGACUGGAAAACACAGGCAGCAAAUAUAAAGCCUAUAGACCCUGCCUCAGGUUAUUCAAAUGACAUCCUCACCAUUGAUCAAAUGCUCAAGAAAAAGCAAACUUGUACAGUGGCUGAUGCAACUGCUAUUAAACAACACGUGAAAAGAGCUACCGAAACCUAUAAUUUAGGAAUUGCCCUUGAACACCAGAAAGAAAUGCUAAACCUCUGGCGGAAGAUCCGAGGGGAUUUGAUUGGACUAGACUCUAAAAAUGAGUCCUUUUAUGACACCUUUUCUACUUAUACAUGGUCCUGGAAUGUUUGUCAAGAAUUACUUUCUCCUAAGGACUUAAGGUUACAUGAUGCCUAUGUGAAUAGAAAUUCCUCCCAUAAGUCCAGAUCCUCUUCCUCAUCAGAUGUCAGUGAAUGUGACACAGACUUAGGAAGAAAAAGAAAAUGGAAAAGUUUAAAGGAAUUUCAACAAUGAGAUUUCCACAUUUUCUAAACAGCUUAUCA